AUGACCUGGUUCUGGGCUCUCGGGAGGACUGAGACACUGGCCAGACCGCCAGGUGCGCGCUGCCUCGGUCCCUCGCGGCUUGGACUCCGGACGCCGCUGUCCCGUCCCGCCCAGCGGGGAGGAGCCAGGACCCGCGCGGUGACCCUGAGACUACGUGGCCGCGUGUCCUCUCUCGGGGAGAGGACAGGAGCCGGGCCCUGGCCCUCCGGUUCUGCCCGUUGCGCCACCGCACCUCUGCUCACACUGCGCCCCCCGCGCCAGGAUUCUGCCUCCUCCAGGAAGCCCCGCGGGAUUCCCUCCUCGGCCAGGAGCAGCGCGCCCUCUUUGGGACCCCACAGAGCCCAGCUGGGGUGCUGCCAGCCGCUCCAAGAAGUCCCAGAUGAGGAGAAACGGGGCCCCCACCCUCAUACCUGCCCUCCCGGCGCUGUGCUCGCGCCCUCGGCGGGGCGUCCUGGCCCUGAAGUCCUCCUCCUCGGCCCCUGCGUGUGUCUCGGGGAGCGGGGCCCACAGGACGGAGCGGGACGUGGGAAUUCGGAACGGAGAGCCUGUGGCGGGCCGCGUCCUGUCCGGGGCUGGUGCAGACUCUCUGUCGGGGGUUGCGCGCCCACCACGGCCGGGCGGCGCACAGGCCAGAGGUGCGGGAGCCUGGAAGGAAUAAUGUUUCCAUUACAGCUGUGUUGGCCGCAGACCCCAGUGCGGGCACAGGUGGAGACUAAACCGUGGCCAUGGGAAGCGCUGCCCUCAGACUUCCCUGUUGCUCAGGGUGUGCACUGCGCCAGGCAGCACGGUCCCGCUUCUCCUCCGCGCAUGCGCACGUGCCUCUCCCUUCAGCCAUGGUCCUGCGGUGGGGAUGGAUAGAGGACAGAGGAACAGCCCCCUAC
Chinchilla lanigera (long-tailed chinchilla) is the source of this 881-nucleotide messenger RNA. RefSeq lists its product as uncharacterized. Lineage: Eukaryota; Metazoa; Chordata; Mammalia; Rodentia; Chinchillidae. Bases 1 to 858 code for a protein of 285 amino acids. The transcript is spliced from 3 exons. The record is from RefSeq and is a predicted model, not a curated record.